Molecule: messenger RNA, 2100 nt
Organism: Aspergillus chevalieri
Lineage: Eukaryota; Fungi; Ascomycota; Eurotiomycetes; Eurotiales; Aspergillaceae
Exons: 2
Coding region: 1-2100 (699 amino acids)
Source: RefSeq, a predicted model, not a curated record
AUGGCGGUGGACGGGGGUUCCAUCUCGUCCUCCGCGCCGCCGAACCAUGGCAUGGCUCAGGGACCCGUCGAAGCUCGUUCGCUGUCGUCAAUUACGGGCAUCGCGUCGAAUCCUCCAGCAUACCCGCGGAAUCCCACGCAGAAGAAGCUAGACCCGUUGGAGUUGUAUAUUGUGAGGGUUCCGGGGAGUAAAGAUGUGUUCCUUUCCCCUCUCAAGCCACCCACCAAAGAUAGCGUUUCCGCAGAAGCUAUCAAUGCUUCCCUUUAUUACCUCCACGUCGCGACGCCAGAGGAUGAGGCUUUGCUACAGGAGGUGGAAGAGGAGCGGGAACAGGAGGCCAAAUUGCGCAGGGAGAUGCAUGGUGACGAAGCGGAAUCCGGUCCAAUGCAGCAAGAGUUUGCGCGAUUGAAUAAUGUACGACGGAAGCCGGUCCCUGGUGGUGCUCCUACUGCUGGUACUGGCAAUGCGGACGCGAAUUCGAUUACCCCCACUCCUCCGCCAUCUUUGCCGUCGCAGGAGAAUAUUGCUCCAGCUGUCCCCGAGCAUCGGCCUCAAGCUUCGCCUCCCCCUCCCUUCGCAGAGAGUGUGCCAGACACCGAACCUCCAAAAGAAGCCGGCCAACGGGUGCAGUUUAUGGAGCGGAAAUCGACCAUAAAGCGGAAGCCUACGAUACGGAGUCCCGUGCCACAGCGACCACUUCCUUCUGUUCCGAAUGAGGAGCCGUUGGAAACCAUGGAAAACGGCCACCCUGCUAAGAGGAAUAACCGGUGGAGUGCGCUGGCAGGAUAUGUGAAUAUACAAGGGCUCGAAGGCUGGAAGGAAAAGUAUGAAGCGAUAUCGAACAAUCGACACAGCUUGGACUCCAGACGGACGGAACUACGGCCGCCUUCCUCGCAUGAAUCGCCGCGGAGAAGUCCAGGGCUGUCCCCUAGCCGGAGGUCGCACGACAGCAGGUCCCCAGAUCCCAGUUCUGGAUUUCAUAUUACCCUCAUCCGACGAGAUCCUACACAUGGAACGCAGUGGAACGUAGCGACAAUUUCGACUACGCGAUUGGAUGAAGGUGCGAUAGAUUUAGAGAUCUCAACUCCUGGGUACAACCGUUUUCUCGCACAGGAUGAACCGAUAUCUCUCGCGAGUUUGGGAUUGAAUUCAGACAAGAUGAAUGGUCCAUCAUUUUCUGCACUCCAAGCCCUUCAGCAACAAGCUGAAUCGCAUGGAGCGGUUCCGCAUAAUGAUACCCACGACAACAGCUCACAAGAACCAGCCGGUCCAAAGAGGUUCCGUCGCAAACUAUGUGUCUCAAGGCCGUUGCAAGAUGAAAAACGAGGUUCAAUGGACCAACAAUCUGCACCACGCGGCUCCAUCGACAGCAUCGGUCCCGGCAGUCCACCACCAAAGACGCAAAGCGGACAUAGUCUCUCUAAGCUCAAAAGCGGCUACUACACCUUCAACUCACCCUGGAACGGUAUCUGUACAUUCUCAACGAGCGUGAAUGGCCGCAGUCUGAAAUGCAAACAUAUGAUUCCUCUCCAGGCUCCUGCUGGGUUUCCCCCAAUUUCCGCGCAGACGGUGGGCAGCAGUCCAGCUGUGACAGUCGCUGAAAUCCGCUUCAACACACCUUUCCAACCGGGCCACCUUCACCAUCAACCUAGUCCCACACAUCUUUCUCCUUGGCAGCUCAGCCAAACACCCACCUUCGCCAACCCUCAUGCCGACCCCAACGACCAACCCUUAUCCACCAUCCCCGGCAACAUCCCCCCAGAACGACAGUCCCCACCACUGCAACCAACAAACCCAACCUCCAAACGCGCCUCCCUCGCCCAAAUGCUCAAUCCCAACCGCCCCCGCGCCCACACCACCAACAACACUCUAGGGAACAUCGGCCUAACCCGCAAACCCUCCACCGCCAGCACAGCCAGCAAGAGUAGCGACGACCCCGAUCGUUUGGACUUCUCACUUGCUCGUGAGCGUGCUGGUGGGGGGAUGCGCGGGAAGAGUGCUAAGCUGGGGAAGCUGGUGGUUGAGGAUGAGGGAAUUAAGAUGUUGGAUUUGGUGGUUGCCGCUUGUAUGGGGGUUUGGUGGAGGGGGUAUUAUUAUUGA